Messenger RNA from Thyridium curvatum, 741 nucleotides. RefSeq lists its product as uncharacterized. The coding region runs from base 1 to 741 and encodes 246 amino acids. The transcript has 3 exons. The record is from RefSeq and is a predicted model, not a curated record. NCBI's taxonomy places the organism in Eukaryota, Fungi, Ascomycota, Sordariomycetes, Thyridiales, Thyridiaceae.
AUGGCGGUAUCACAAAACAAGCAUGUCGUCUUUGACGUCGUAGGAACCUGCGUAUCCUACGAAGCUUUCUUCGACGCCCUGGAGGCCCGGCUAGGCGAGCGCUUCAGGCAGCAGAGCAUCGGCAGUCGCAUCUUUGGCUACGCCUGGAUGGAGGCCGGCGAGAAGGAGUACACCUACCUCACGCUCGCCGGCAAGUACACUAAGUUCUUCGACAUCUUCCGCGCGAUAUUCUACCGGACUUUGCACCAGGCGGGCAUCGCCGAGCCGAGGAAAUUCGCGACCGACGAGGACCGCGAAUUCCUGCUGGCCUCAUACCGCACGCUCAAGCCGCGCGAGGGCCUGAAGGAGUGCUUCUCCAAGCUGCGCGAGGCGGGCUACACCGUCUGGGCGCUGACGGCGGGAGAUACCGAGAGGGUGGGCGGAUAUCUCGCCGCAGGCGGCGUGGAUUUUCCGUCUGAGCAUUUCGUUUCGUGCGAUACCAUCGGCAUAGGCAAGCCGUCGCCCCAGUCCUAUCAGCACAUUGUCGACAAGUUCCCCAAGAGCGAUCAGCCUAUCGACCUCUGGUUCGCCGCCGCGCACAUGUGGGAUUCCGCUGGCGCGAGGAAUUGCGGUUUCAAGGGGGCUUGGGCUUCUAUGUGGGAGCAGGAGCCUUGUCUCGAGAUCUACGGCGAUAUGGAGGUCAUCGCUGAUAGCCUGCCUGCGAUGGCGGAUGGCAUAAUCAAGUACUCUCCGUCGAAAUAA